CAGUGCGGCGGCAGGAGGCGGCGACGUCGCCGAGGAGGAAGCAGGCCCGGGCGCGGAGAGGGGGGCGGCACCGAGGGCCUUGCGCCGCCGCCGCGGGUGCUUCGCCUCACAGCCGCCAUGGCCACCCUCCUCUUCCUCCUCCUCGUCUUGCUGCUGCUGCUCCUCCCCUCUGGCCAUGCCCCCCGCGGGGGCCUCGCCCGGCUCUCCCGCCAGCCCGCCCCGAGGCUGAAGUUGCCGCCGCCGCCGCCAGGCCCCUCGCAGGGGAGCAUCGCCGUCUCCAGGGAAACGCGUCACUCGCCGCCGCCUCUUCUUCCUCUUCCUCCCGACGGUCGCCUCAGACAGCGACAGCGCCGCACUGCGCCUGCGCGAGGGGCACGCUCGUAAGACGUGUAGCAACAGCAAACCCCUUGCGUAGGGAAGGAGGAGGAGCAACAGCAACAGGACGCCAAGCAGAGGCGGAGGGAUGGUCACGUGCGCCACGUGGCGCGGUGCGCGCUGGGAUGCGUAGUCCUCUCAGGAAAAGGGGUGGGCCGAAGUGAGACGUUCACUUCAGACAGAUGUUAUCAUGCGCGUUAGUUUCGGAAUAAGCCUGCGUUGUUCUUGUUUUGCUUUUUUUAAAAGCCCAAGGGCCUUCUUCCCUGAGGCGUGAAGCUGUCCGGGGCAGGGGGAGGAGGACGCCGGCGGCGGAAGUGACGUUGGCCAGCCGCCGCUUCUUCCCCUCCCCCUUCCUCCUCCUUCUCCUCCACCGGUCUUGUUGUUGUUGUGCGUGAGAGGAGCCGCGGAGGCUCCUGCCCGCCCGCCAGGACCCGGCCGCAGACUUGUGACUCAGAUGGACCAGUCGUCCCCAACCUACAUGAUUGCCAACUUAACUCCAUUGCAUUCAGAACAACUCCUGCAGGGCCUGAACCUCCUCCGGCAGCACCAUGAGCUCUGCGAUAUCAUCCUUAGUGUUGGAGAUGUCAAGAUCCACGCCCACAAAGUGGUGCUUGCCAGCAUUAGCCCAUAUUUCAAAGCCAUGUUCAGUGGCAACCUCUCGGAGAAGGAGAACUCAGAGGUAGAAUUCCAGUGCAUUGCUGAGGCAGCCUUACAGGCCAUAGUGGAAUAUGCCUACACGGGGACUGUGUUCAUAUCACAGGACACGGUGGAGUCUCUCCUGCCUGCUGCCAACCUCCUGCAAAUCAAGCUAGUGCUGAAGGAAUGUUGCACUUUCUUGGAAAGCCAGCUGGAUCCUGGAAACUGCAUUGGGAUCUCUCGCUUUGCCGAGACUUAUGGCUGCCAUGACCUCUACUUGGCUGCAAACAAAUAUAUUUGCCAGAACUUUGAAGAGGUUUGUCAGACAGAAGAGUUUUUUGAACUUACUCAUUCUGAGCUGGAUGAGAUUGUGUCCAACGACUGCUUGAAGGUGGUGACUGAGGAGACUGUCUUCUAUGCGUUGGAGUCUUGGGUCAAGUAUGACGUGCAGGAACGGCAGAAAUACCUGGCACAGCUCCUGCACUGUGUGCGACUACCCCUGCUGAGUGUCAAGUUCCUCACAAGGCUCUAUGAAGCCAACCAUCUCAUCCGGGAUGACCACACCUGUAAGCACCUGUUGAAUGAGGCCCUGAAGUACCAUUUCAUGCCGGAACACAGGCUUUCUUAUCAGACGGUGCUAACGACACGCCCACGUUGUCCUCCUAAAGUGAUCUGUGCUGUGGGAGGGAAAGCUGGACUCUUUGCUUGCUUGGAAAGUGUUGAGAUGUACUUCCCUCAGAAUGACUCCUGGAUAGGCCUGGCACCUCUGAGCGUCCCUCGCUACGAAUUUGGAAUAUGCGUCCUCGAUCAGAAGAUCUAUGUGAUAGGAGGGAUUGCAACCCACGUGUGUCAGGGCAUCAAUUACCGGAAACAUGAAAGCUCUGUGGAAUGCUGGGACCCAGACACAAACACUUGGGCAUCCCUGGAGAGUAUGAAUGAGAGCCGGAGCACCCUGGGGGUAGCGGUUCUGUCACGAGAAGUCUAUGCCUUGGGGGGCUACGAUGGACAGUCCUACCUGCAGUCAGUGGAGAAGUACAUUCCAAAGGCUAAGGAGUGGCAGCCUGUAGCUCCAAUGCAUAAAACCAGGAGCUGCUUUGCUUCAGCUGUCCUAGAUGGAAUGAUCUAUGCCAUUGGUGGCUAUGGUCCAGCUCAUAUGAACAGCGUGGAAUGUUACGAUCCCAGCAAAGACUCCUGGGAGACAGUAGCUCCAAUGGCUGACAAAAGAAUAAACUUUGGCGUCGGGGUUAUGCUGGGCUUUAUUUUCGUAGUCGGAGGGCACAAUGGUGUUUCCCAUUUGUCCAGCAUUGAGCGAUACGACCCUCACCAAAACCAAUGGACUGUUUGUCGGCCAAUGAAGGAACCCCGAACAGGAGUUGGUGCAGCUGUAAUUGACACCUACCUUUAUGUAGUUGGCGGACACUCCGGGUCAUCCUACCUGAACACUGUACAGAAAUAUGACCCCAUAUCAGACAGCUGGAUGGACACAGCUGGUAUGAUGUACUGCCGAUGCAAUUUUGGCUUGACUGCACUUUGAAGAGGGAGCACUUGAGGACACAGCCAGCACAGGAGAUUGCCAGACUGAGCAGACCAGGAGGUGCAUUUCCGGAGUUGGGAGAAAGGGAGGAAAGCGUAAUAGAAAUGCAGACAGGUUAACCCCAAUUGAGAAUUGUUCCUGGUUAUUUUUGAGCACAAAGAACUGAAGAAAAAGAUGGAAUCAUGUUUCUAAAAGGGUUGCGUAUUGUCACUGACAUGAAAUAAUUCAUCUCAAUAUAAGAAGUACUAUUGUUGCCUGAGGUAGGUGUAGUAAUUCCCCAACUCAUUGAGCCUCUUCCUCCUCCGACUGACAUAGUUAACCUUGGUGAAGACUGUCUGGUUGGCAGGUGUCUGGCUCCACCUUUGCAGUAAGAGAAGACUAUGAUUGCUUCACAAUUUUUUGUGAACAGUUAACUAAAGGGCUGCCUCUCCCCCUCCCCCCGUGACUCAAGGUUUGUAAAUAAUCGAUGCUGUAGCCUGUUCACCUGCACUUAACUAUCCACUCCCUGUUUUUUUUAAACUUGCUUGAGGGGAGGUGGGGGUUAUAAGAAUGGGUGGCUAUUUUAAGUUGACAAGUUUCAUGUCUUUUUAGUCUAUACUCUUUGGACUUGCCUACACAUCUAAGAAAUAACUCUUCUUGCCCUUGUGCUUAUCUAAAUGGAAAGAUCCAUAGCUCACAAGCCUGACACAAAGAUAACACUUUAGGCAGCAAACCUUUCCACGCCUUUUGGUUUUUUUAAUGAUGUAUCAGCUUUGCAGCAUGUGUGUAAAAAUACUUCAGAAAGAUACAAGUGUCCUCCCCGCCUUUACACUCCAAUCUGUAUUAAUUGUCCCAUGUUUGACUGUAAGGAAUGCACAACCAAGUUUUCAGAGUGUUCGGAUUGUCACAUGGUGCUAUGAAGAUAUUUUUUUUGCAAAGCUUUUAACAAUCUAAGGCUGUCGUCCUUGGCACACUUGCAAGGAAGUAUAGUCCCAUUGAAACCAGAGGGACUAACUUCCAAGUAAACAUGCAAAGGAUUGCACUGCGCAGAUGGUUUGGCUGAAAGAACAGUGAUCUGCCUUGUCUGGAGUGGUCUGAAGGCUUUUGUUUUGAAUGCUGCCAAUUUAAACUGGUGGAUUCUUCUCCUCUUGGCGUUUUCCUUCUGCUUUAUUCAUCUGUGCCUGUGAAACAUGUCAAACCUUGUAACAUACUAGCAUUUCUUUAGAUUACUUUAUUUGGAGAAAUCUAACUCAAACAGAUUCUUAAUUAAUUGAAAGUAUAUUCUUCCUUAUAGACAGUUUUUGCCUUUUCCCUUAAAUGCUGCCUAAUUGUGUGUUUUGCUUUGUUUUUUUGAAAUCUGGCUACAUAGAGUCAUUCAGUACAUUUUUUUCAAAUGCUGCUGUUCAGCCACCCUUCAUUUCAGGAAGACUGGCCCAGGAUUAUUCAAUUGCACUCCAGUAGGAUAGCUCCUCUAACAAAUAAUAAUCUGAAGAGAUUGUCCUGAAACUUAGUUUUUUGUUCUGAGGAAGUGAAGCAAGACUCUCUGUGUAUUAAUUCGUGUUUUCAUAUAGGUGACUGUGAAACUAUUUCUUAAGCUUCCUUUUUUGUGUGUUUAUUAUUUAUUUAUUUAUUUGUUAUUUGAUUUAUAUCCUGCCCUUCCUCCCAGCAGGAGCCCAGGGCAGCAAGCAGGAGCUUGCCAACAUAUGUUUGCCAACAUAUAUUUCUGCUUCAUACAAGCAGCUGUACUUUGAUUUGCCAGUUUGGUCUCCCACUUUUUUUACUUUCAAAAUUAUUUUCCUCUUCUCUUUUUAACACAAGCCCCCCCCCCCCAAGUUAUCCAUAUUCACAAACAUGCAAUAAUAGGGUGCGUGGUUUGUUUGUGUUAAGCCUUUUACUUCUGAACUGGUUCCAAGUUCUAGUAGUUUGCGUGGCAGCUGGUACUGCAGCACAUGAUGCUCCCUUUCUUCUUCUUCCAGGAGCUCAUGUUCAGUCUAAAACUAGGAGAGCACUUUCUUCAGCCACUUUAAAAAGAAAAAGUUGCAUUAUAUUUCUCCCUGCACUUGCACGUACCAUGAAUUCCUCAAGCUCUUUUUAAGAUAUUCAAGAAGUACAGCAAAGUUUUCAAGCAACUAACUGGCAGAACAAGCACUUUCUGCGUAGUGGCUUGUUAAUUCUUGUUCCGCAGCAAUAAUAGCAUAAUGCAGCAAUUGCAGUGACCUUUGACAUGUGGAAUUGCACACUUGGGGAAAUUCCCAUUCAUUUUCAUGAGGCUUGCUUGGGAGAUGUUCCCCAUGGAUUGUGUGAAGAAAACUUUAAGCAAUUUAUAGUUGGCAGUCAAAGCUGUUUUGGUUCCCCUGUGUUCAUGACCUACUUAAUUUCUGCUCAAGAAAAUGCCCGGCGAAAUGGUUUACAUGUGUUGGCACUCUCUCUGAGAUGCCUUUGAACUUAGAAGCAGAUUGAUGAACAGAAGCCUUGGCCAUGGGGUACAUCCUGAGGCCAGGCACACAAGAGAAAUGGCCAAAGCCUUUAAAUCGUGAGGGACGGGGAAAGGGUAUGGCAUGACCACUGAAACUAGAGGCCUUGAGGAGCUCAUGGUUGUCUGCCAUGUCAUUGUGCCUCCUGCAAAGCGUGACCUGCCAGGUUGUUAUCAUAAGCAGAGCUGACAAUUUCUCAUGACACUUGAGGACACCUAAGCCAAGGAUGUAUAUUUGACGAUAAUAGGUGAAUCCUGGCUGUGGCGAGGCUUGGUCAUUCCUAAGCUGGCCUGUUGGGAGGUGGCAUAUAGCACCCGGUAAAGGGUUCAGCUAAUCUUAAUGUGGCAGCUUCUCUGUCAAGGGCCUCUGGGCUCUUUUGGUUGGGCAGCCUGCAGAAUUGUUAGUUUAUUGGAAUAAGCCCUGUAGUUGUUCAUGAAGAUAGUUUGUUAAAAUGAUGCAGAACACUUGCAUUAAAAUCAGUAUGUUAAGGAGCAAAUAACUAUUUCAGUGAAGACUGGAUUGAUUCCUUGCAGAGUACCGUAAUUCAUGAGUGCAGUAGAUGCAAGUACAGGGAAUAGCAUAUUCCAGUAAGUUUGCCAGACUCGUUUCUGUUUGGGAGCUUAGAUUUCAUGUUCCCCAUUCACCUAAGUGCUCAGGUAUAGGCAAGUUGGACGGCCAAUGUUUCACUCUUGUAGGCUGCAAUAAGCUUAUUUUAGUUCAGCAGUGGUUUUGUCAUGCAGAGGCCUUUACUUCUCGUUGUACAGAAUUAUUCAAAUUACUACUUUUUAACAUUUAUGGAAAAGCACCUUAACGCUUAACUAGCUGCUUGUUCUUGGACGUUUCUCUUGUUUUGAAAAGUAAUGGUUGAACAGGCAGCUUGGUAUGUAACUUCGGGAAGGUAGAAUUAUACAUACGUACCAUCCCAAACUAUUUGGGAAAGCAUCCCUAGAUCUGGGAAAGUAUAUGUCCAUUGUCAGCCUCUCGUAUUCCAGGAUUAAAAUUGGGAUGGAAUCCAAUAUAGUGCUAAGGCAGUUGUUCCAUAAGUGCAAGGAUCUCUGCUUGUGCAACAUAUAAUGUUCUCCCUCUCUCCAUCCCCCUACAUGUCCCCUAAAUCUGUACUAGAGAUUCCCCCAACCCUCUGCAACAGAUGUGGGGAGGGUGUGGAGCACAUAUGGAGGGAGGGGAAUCCCAUUGCGCAAGCAGGAAAUCUUGUUCUGAUGGAGCACUUCAGUAAAAUGCUGCCCUGAUGAUCCAUUUCCCAUUAAAAUGUUACACUCCUGCUAAAUGGAAACCUUGGUGGUGAAAGAAGCAGGCACUUUGCCCAUGCUUAAAAGUGCACUUCUCUCUCAUCAGGAAAUAUAAAGCUGAGUAAGUUUAAUGAUGGGCAGCAACUUCUGCUUCUUGGUGCCCCAAGACCCUUUGACUUUUGGCUCCAGAAAGGCUCUGAGGCACAAUGCUGGCAAGUGCUUCAGUUCCAAUAGUGGCAUUGUUGCCUUGCUUGCUUCUUCCCCACCUUCCACAGAUAGCAAAGUUCACUGUUGCUUUGUGACUCCUUCCAUUGUGUGUGAGAAUAUGAAAACACUUCACGCUUGCCUUAAAUCCCUCUCAAUUCAUUGACUGAAGAACUGAGUGACGAUUCCUCUCUUUGCCUUACCCUGCUGUGCUGUCACCUGUCUGGCCCAAAGCAAACCCAGCUUUUCAACAGGAUUCUGACCCCUCAUGCACUGUACUUUUCAAGGGGAUUCUGGCCUGCACAGAGCUGUUUUUCUCUGUGGCUUUUAUCAGGCAGCUAGGAUCGCUUCCUACCAGCAGGUGCCAUGCCCUCCCACCCUGUUUACAAAGGUGGCAUUUGAGCUGAGUGGGAAACUGCUGCGUAACUCCCUUGGGUUUGUGUAUGUGUUUGCUAGCUGUAAUAAUGUUCUGUUUAUCAUUGUAACAGUAUUUCAUUUGAUUGUGCAAUGUUUACUAAAUAAAUCUGUGAA
This is a messenger RNA of Rhineura floridana, 6980 nucleotides long. RefSeq names its product kelch like family member 28 (gene KLHL28). The record is from RefSeq and is a predicted model, not a curated record. The transcript has 5 exons. NCBI's taxonomy places the organism in Eukaryota, Metazoa, Chordata, Lepidosauria, Squamata, Rhineuridae. Gene Ontology annotation, molecular function: protein binding. Bases 830 to 2545 code for a protein of 571 amino acids.